Orbilia oligospora ATCC 24927 is the source of this 1059-nucleotide messenger RNA. RefSeq lists its product as uncharacterized. The record is from RefSeq and is a predicted model, not a curated record. Bases 1 to 1059 code for a protein of 352 amino acids. The transcript is spliced from 2 exons. NCBI's taxonomy places the organism in Eukaryota, Fungi, Ascomycota, Orbiliomycetes, Orbiliales, Orbiliaceae.
AUGGCGAGCACAUUCCUUAACGUCCCUCUUGAAAUCCGAAACCAAAUCUAUGAAUAUUUGGUUAUCUUCAACAUAAGCCCCACUCCGGAUCCUCCUAGUAAAGAAAGCUAUUGGGUCCCAUUCAACACACCAUCGCUGAAUCUCUCAAUCCUGCGAGUAAACAAGCAAGUCCAUGAAGAGGCUUCCACGGUGCUUUAUUCUCAGAAUGUUUUCCCCAUACGUCUCAAAAUUAUCGGUACCGACUUUUGCAAACCGAUCGAGAAUUGUAAUUCUCAUUUCUCUGUUACUUAUCAAACCCUCUGGGAGGACGUGCAUUAUCGUCGAACGUUCGGGGAGGAUCAAACUGUCAAAUAUACCACUGAGGUAUCCCGUGGCAAUUACCCAUUCACAAGAAUCAAAAAGGAUGAAGUCAUUCAAAUUCCAUCUCCACAGUAUCAGCAUCUCAUACGUCGCGCAAAAAUAGCGAUUUACGAUCUCCGAGUCACAGCAUUUGGGCCAUCUGACCCCAACACUGGAGAGCCAAUCGAUAAUGAUACUCUACCACGAGAUGCAACCUGGCGAAAAUCCGUGACGUCUAUACUGAUGCCAUUCGUAAGAGCAAGGCUUAGAAACAUCAUAUCGGAGUGGGAAAAAGCAAGCCUCGAUAUCGAGAUGCUCCCGGCUUUCUUGCAUCCCACGAGUCAUCCGGAUGCGCUUGCUAGAAAUCUUACGGAAAAGGAGGUAGAUGCGUUGAAUGUCAAGUAUCUAAAGGAGUUGACGUAUACCGCCUGGCCUUUGACCACUUUGCCGGGUAGAUAUAGUUUGAGAUUGGAUCAUCCCGCAGAAAGAAGAUUUAGGGAUAUUAAAAAAGAUGCCUUAAGGGAGUGUGACGAUGAGGUUGUUUUUGAGAAAGAAGAAGAAGAAGGAUUUGACGAAAUGAAUUUGGAAAAUUCAUACAGUUGGGCAAUAGAGCACGGGAAGUUGGUUAUUGCGGGAGAUUGGCAUCAGUAUCCCAGGAGCAGAAAGAUCUGCUGUUUUGGCGGACCCCGACCAAGGCCGCAAGACUCCAAGUCUACGUAG